AUGGCCGAAACUAUUCCAGCAACGAACGUGUCGGUCCCACAGCCGAUUCCGCAGCGCAAGAGCCGCCGACGGACGCUUUCCUCCUCGGCGUCGACCCGUCCUACCUUCGCUAGCCAGUAUUUAAUCGACUCGGCUCUUCUCGGCGAAGGGGCCUAUGGGAGUGUCUUUAAGUGCACCCACCGCAUCACGGAGCUCGACUAUGCCGUCAAGAUCAUCAAGAAACUCGGUCAGAGCGCGCGCAAGGUGAACCGCGAGAUCGAAGUCUACCACCAGUGCCGGGAGGCUGAAAAUAUUCUCCAUCUGGUGGAGCUCUUCGAGGACGAGAACAACUUCUAUCUCGUCUUUGAGCUCAUCCGCGGCGGAUCCCUUGAAGGCCGCAUCGCCGAAGUCUCCGACGGAGGUCGCAUGGAGGAGGAGCAAGUGAAGUGUUUGGUUCACGCAAUGGCGAGUGCUCUCGACUUCUUGCACAAGAAGGGUAUCGCGCAUCGGGACGUCAAGCCCGCCAACAUCUUGCUUCCUCAUCCAGAGUCGAUCGAGGGUGCUAAGUUGUGCGAUUUUGAUCUAGCUUCUCGAUCCAAGACCGACUAUCGUGGCGACUUGUGCAUGAGCUCUCCAGUUGGCUCAGCCGAGUUUAUGGCACCCGAAGUUGUGGCUGCAUUCACUGCAUGCGACGACGAGCGUGUACGAUACGAUAAGUCGUGCGAUAUCUGGAGUCUCGGCGUCAUGGCUUACUCGCUUCUUUCUGGCAAGCCACCAUUUGAGGGUUCCUGCGGCAAGAAUUGCGGCUGGGACGAAGGCGCCAGCUGCGAUGAUUGCAUGGAGCUCCUCUUCCAUGCCAUUCAAAAGGGAAAGUUGACCUUUCCCGAGAACCGAUGGCAGAUGAUCUCGCCAGAUGCGAAGCACCUCAUUUCUACCUGCCUGGCUAAGGACCCUUCGCGACGACCGAGCCCAACUCAGAUCUUGGCGAACCCAUGGUUCAAGGACGCUGUGCUCAAGAAGGCAAACAGCACCACCACUACCGACGGACUGCCCAACGACGUUGUCAUCAUUGCCUAA
Oikopleura dioica is the source of this 1056-nucleotide messenger RNA. Lineage: Eukaryota; Metazoa; Chordata; Appendicularia; Copelata; Oikopleuridae. The record is from the annotation of a GenBank genome assembly.